AUUCCCGACAGAAUCCACACUGUCAAGGAUACUAUUAAACAACUGCCAUUACUCUAUGCCGAACAAAUAACGAUGGCUCUUCUUGUACGUUGUAGAAGGUCAGUGGUACCCAAAUCUCAUCACUCCGUUUGUGCAUUGUGAUUUCUUCUAAAAAAGUUAAAAACUCUGGGUGAAAUCUGAAUCCCCUGUUUGGUUGCUUUUGUUGCAAUUUUUUUUUUCUUUUAGUCUUUCUAGAAUUUGUUUUAAAAGGGUAUAUUGAUAAGAGUGGAACGAAGGUAAUUGAACCCACAUGCAGAUUCUGGGUCGGUUUGUUUUGUUGGUGAUUGCCUGCUCUGUUCUUGAGUUGCAUAAGGAGUUUUUACAGGUUUUUUUAGGGACUUUUGUGAUGGAUUGUGCUUCAUGCUUGAGGUUUCUGUUUCCAGGAAACGAGUUUUCUGGAUUUGGGCUUUUGGUUUUUGGUCGUUUCUCCCAUGUUUUCAAUGUGUUGGGGCUGGUUUUGGUGAUAGGUAUGGGGUUAAAGGUCUUGCAAUUUGGUUUGAGUAAUAAGGGUGUACUUCAAUUUGUAUGUGAUGCUAUAGGGAAAUCGAAUGAUUCGAAUUCGAAACAUGAGUUGUCGGAGAUCUAUGAUUCAAAUAUUCGAAAACCUGGAGAUCAUUGCAAAGAAUUUGUCAAGAAAGAUACCAAUUUCGAAGCUAAAUAUGCUAUAGAAGAUGUAACUGAUGAGAAUGAAAAAGAAUGUUGUCCUGAAGACGAAGAAUUCGAUGUAAUGGCAUUGAGGAAAUUGGUUAAAACCGAAAGGAGAAGAACAAAAGCCUGUUAUCAAGAGCUCGAGAAGGAAAGGCUCGCUGCUUCAUCUGCAGCGGACGAGGCGAUGGCCAUGAUUUUGCGCCUCCAGACCGAGAAAAGUUUGGUGGAAAUGGAGGCUAGUCAGUUCAAGAGAAUGGUGGAACAGAAGCACGAAUAUGAUCAACGAGUCAUUGAAUCACUGCAAUGGAUUGUGAUGAAACAUGAAUCGGAGAGGAGUUCACUGGAAAAACAACUGCUGUCGUGCAAGCAGAAGUUGAAGCUUUAUAUGAAAGAUGAUGAAUUAGGCCAACUAGAACUCGAUGCAGGCCUCGGCUUUUUUCAAGAUUCUCAAGAACAUGGUAUGGAGAAUGCAUUACUUAGCUCACUUGAAACUUCAACUUAAUUGUUGCAAGUUGUUCAUGAUAGUUCAUUCUUAGGGUUGAGUUGAAUGGUACACAUUUAGGUGCUAAAAAUGAUGCCUUUUCGAGUUCAGAAACGAGUUAAAACACUAGAGUUUAGCUAAAUAUGAACACCGAUUGCAGUUGUGCAAGCAGAAGUUGAAGCUUCACAUGAAAGAUGAUGCAUUAGGCCAAUUCGAGAACUCGAUGCAGGUCUUGGCUGUUUUUACUCAAGAAAAUGGUAUGUAGAAUGCGUUAAUUAGCCCUCUUGAAACUUAAACUUUGGUAUUGAAACUUGUUGAUUAUAGUUAACAUCAGGGUUGUUGAAUUGA
Messenger RNA from Hibiscus syriacus, 1516 nucleotides. RefSeq names its product protein FLOURY 1-like. Bases 290 to 1189 code for a protein of 299 amino acids. The record is from RefSeq and is a predicted model, not a curated record. Lineage: Eukaryota; Viridiplantae; Streptophyta; Magnoliopsida; Malvales; Malvaceae. The transcript has a single exon.